This is a messenger RNA of Labrus mixtus (cuckoo wrasse), 3999 nucleotides long. Its product is annotated as eosinophil peroxidase-like. The record is from RefSeq and is a predicted model, not a curated record. NCBI's taxonomy places the organism in Eukaryota, Metazoa, Chordata, Actinopteri, Labriformes, Labridae. Bases 168 to 2840 code for a protein of 890 amino acids. Gene Ontology annotation, molecular function: peroxidase activity; heme binding; protein binding. Gene Ontology annotation, biological process: response to oxidative stress. The transcript is spliced from 14 exons.
CAGACUGGAUGCAAUAGCUCAUUGGAAGCCAGUCUGGUCUAGUGUUCUUAUUUUAUUUUCAUCUUUACAUACUCUGACAUGCGUUUUAUUUUCUAGUAAAUCCUAAUUGAAUAUCGAAAAAUCGGAUAAUUAUCAGUUUUUUUUCUAGUUUCAAUUGGACCGCAGAGAUGAAUCACUUUUUGUGCCUGCUGGCCACAGCUUUCUACCUGUGCCUGCAGCUGCAGGUGGAUGCCGGGUCUCACCUGAGUAUGAUUGAACAGGCUGUGAUUGAAGCAAAGGCCGAGGUGGACUCAGCUUACAGCUACUCCCGCAGUGUGUCACUGCAGCGCGUCAGGAGGAACAGUGUUAGCCCUUCAGAUAUCAACAGAAUGCAGAAGCAGCCCGCAGGUCCUUCACGCCUCGCCGUGCGUUCAGCAGACUACAUGGAACACGCGGUGAAACUGAUCCAGAGCAACCUCGCAAGACGCAGUAAACGCUCCAUCAACGCAACAGAUCUGCUCUCUGAGGAGGAUCUGGAGACCAUCGCAAAACUGACCGGCUGCUCUGCGCGCACACGUCCGCCCUUCUGCAAGACGACUCCCAACCUAGACAAGUAUCGCACUGCACCCAGCGUCUGCAACAACAGGAAAAACACACGAUGGGGAUCCUCCAACAUCCCUUUCACCCGCUGGCUGGAUGCUGAGUACCAGGAUGAAACGUCUCUGCCUAAAGGCUGGGACCCUGCAGUGGAAGUCAACAAGAAUUUUCUCCCCCUGGUGAGAGAAGUGUCCAACCAGAUUCUGAAAACAAAAACCUCUGACGUGGCGGACGAUCCCCUCUUCACUCACCUGGUGACCAUCUUCGGUCAGUGGACGGACCACGAUCUGACUUUCACUCCUCACUCUCCUGUCAUCCGCUCCUUCAGUAACGGCAUCGACUGCGACAAGACCUGUGAGCGCACAGAGCCCUGCUUCCCCAUCGAGAUUCCCAAGAAUGACCCCCGCCUCAACGUUCAAUCAGAUCAGUGCAUCCCCUUCUUCCGCUCGGCGGCAGCUUGUGGUUCUGGCAACACCGGGCACAUGUUUGGUGCGAGCACUGUCCGCCAGCAGAUGAACACUCUGACAUCUUUCAUCGAUGCAGGCCAGGUGUACGGUUCAGACGACACCAAAGCUCAGUUCCUCCGGGACCUCAGUACAGACGAGGGGCUGUUGAGGGUCAACACAGAGUUCACCGAUAACGGCAGGGAGCUCCUUCCCUUCAGUAGCAUGGCCAGUAACAUGUGUGCUACCCGUGCUAAAACCACCAACCAAAGCGACGUAGAGGAGGUGCCGUGCUUUCUCUCUGGUGACGAGCGCACAAACGAGAACGUCGGUCUGUCGUCUUUGCACACACUUUUCCUGCGCGAGCACAACCGCCUGGCUCGUGCUUUGGCCAAACUCAAUCCUCACUGGAACGGAGAGAGACUCUACCAGGAGGCACGCAAGAUCAUGGGCGCAUACUUCCAGGUGAUCACGUACCGAGACUUCUUAUUCCACAUUGUCGGCCCGGACGUGAUGGCCAAGCAGCUAUCCACCUACCCUGGUUAUGAUGAAGACGUUGACCCCAGCAUCGCCAAUGUGUUCGGCGCGGCUGCUUACAGAUUUGGCCAUCUGAUGGUUCAGCCCUUCAUGUUUCGUCUCAGCGAGACAUAUGAGGAGCAUCCUGAGUACCCCAGCCCGCUGCUGCACAAAGCGUUCUUCACACCAUGGAGGAUUACACACGAAGGUGGCGUGGACUCAUUCAUAAGAGGUCUGGUGGGCCGGAAGGCAAAGCUGAACCGACAGAAUUCAAGGAUGCACGAUGAGCUGAGGGAUCUGCUGUUUAAGUUCGCCAGUCGGAUGGCUCUAGACCUCGCCGCUCUCAACAUGCAGAGAGGAAGAGACCACGGUCUCCCUGGCUACAACGCCUGGAGGAAGUUUUGUGGGCUGUCCCAACCAAAGAAUCUGGCCCAGCUGACUGAAGUUAUGGGAAACCUUGAGCUGGCCAAGAAACUCCUGGAUCUCUACGGUACGGCCGACAACAUCGACGUGUGGCUCGCGGGUGUGGCCGAGCCGUUCGUGGAGAGCGGGAGAGUGGGACCCCUGUUCGCCUGCCUGAUCGCCACACAGUUCCAAAAGAUCCGCCAAGGAGACCGGCUGUGGUGGGAGAACGGGAAUGUCUUCACUGAAGCUCAGAGGUAUUCUCUGAGGGAAACGUCGCUCGCUCGGAUUAUUUGUGACAACACGGGGAUCGAAGAAGUGCCAGAACAGCCUUUCCAGUUUCGGCCUCGAGGGAACGGUUACACCCUGUGUAAGAACAUACCUGAUUUUGACCUCACUCCGUGGAUGGAGAAUGAACAAGACCCAGAUGUUCCAGGAGAACCAGGCCAUCAUGGUCAAAAAGGCCCCCCAGGACCUCCUGGCCCCAGAGGCCCCCCAGGCCCUCCUGGACCCCCUGGUGACGCACAUCACGUGGCUUUCUCUGUGAGGUUGGGCAACGACCACCCCAAGUCCGGAUUGCCCGUCGCCUUCCGUGAAGUCAUCUACAACGGCCAGGGCAGUUACAACCUAAAGACCGGUUACUUCACCUGCGACCAAUCAGGCGUCUAUCAGUUCACGUUCUCCUGCACCGUCAACAAGAUUGCCGCCACCGUGGAUCUCCUGCGCAACGGAAAACCCUUCUUCCACUCCUUCACCACCUUCCAGAAUGGUUACUCGCUGGCCAGUGGCACGGUGUACGUGAAGCUUGUGAAGGGGGACACGGUGUGUCUGAUGGCCGACCACGGUUCUAACGGUAUGACCGCCGACAGCUACUUCUCAGGGAACCUCUUGUUCAAUGAGUAAGAGACUUAACACAGCAAGACGUGCAUCGAUCUGUCCUGACCUCUCUUUAGUUUAAUCUUCACCUCUGAAAAGCUGCUUUAAGAACGAGAUAAUUCCAGUUUACAGUUCGCUCUCAGCUCUGAUAUUAAAGGUCCUGUACCCACUGAAGGAUAACUCAACAAUCUUGUACAUAAACACAUCGGCCCCUCCCCCACAUCCAAAGCUAUUUAUUUAAGUCCCACAUGAAUUGGAUGCAUAUUAUUUAUGUUUUGAAAACUAAAGCACUUCAGGAUUUGUGCAAUGAUUGAAUAACUCCAGGUAGGAUAUGAAGUAGGACAUGAAGACACCGAGGCCGAGCUUCUGUUCAAAACAAUCGCUUUUCUGUGAAUUUAACAUUUUGCAAACAACAAGAUUAAAGUCCUCAUGAAAACGGAACCUCCAAAGUAUCCUACCGCCUUGUCGUUAUGUAUUUCCAACUGAAGCAGGAUAGAACCAAUCACAUGAUAAUGACGUUGGGAUCGACAAAGCUUUUUAAUUGGUCGUAAACUGAGUGCAGCAUGAGUCAUUAGACGUUUAAAAUUUGGUUUACUCAGAUAAAAACUCAGAUAAUACUUUGUUGAAAUUUAGUUGGCUGAUAAAUUUACAUUUAAAACAAGAAAGUGGGGAAAGUGUAUAUUUUUAUUUUCAUGAGGACUUUAAGCCCCCCCCCACACACACACACACACACACACACACAAACACUAUUUCUAAUGAACAUUGCUGAAAAAGCACAAAUGUAAAAUACCUUGGGCAUUUUGGAAGGUAUCGAAGCUUUAUAUUGAAUGAAGGAGUGUUCAAAAAGGAACCUGCAACAGAAGCCUGAAAGGCAGCAUAGUUUCCUCUACCUGUCUACUUAAAACAAUGUGAACAUUUUUGAAUUGUGAAUCUUAUUGUCUUUUGAAUGAAUCAUUUUAUUGUCUUUUUUCUGCACACUGUGCAAAAGAAGUUCAGGAUUUACAGCCUGACUGUCCAGCAAAUGAAUGUCUACUAUCAUGAAGUCUUGAAACAAGCUGCAUUUGUGAGAGAUCAGAUUUUUAAUUUUACUGCUUAUUUAAAAUAAGAAAAAAAAACAUGCUUUGUUUGCCCAGAGUUGAAGUGUCACUUUAAGUUUAUCUGUAAUAAAAUGAUGUUGUAAAGAUAA